AUGGAGCAUGAUUUGAACACAUUGUUGGAAAGACUCCGCCAGGCAGAGCAGCGAGCCAGUCAGGCAGAACAGCGAGUCGAACCAAGCACCCUUCUUGGUCUUCUCGAAGGGUGUCAUGAGCUUUCUCUUGCUAUACGUGUCGAGGUAGAUGCGACUUUAACAACUCAGGGUGACCCAACCAAUCCUGUCAAUAGAUUACGGCCUAAACGCUUGGUACCUUGGGAAGGGUUUCCUGCCUCUCAGGAGGCCAUCUGGGAAGCAUUCGACAAUGAAGGCCCCGGUUUUUCCACGCAUCGCGCUUUCGCGACCAAGGAUCAACUGGAUCUCAUUCGGCAUGGUAUUCUACCAAUAAGGUCCGAACUUCAUCUUCAAUACUUCCAACGCGACACUGUGGAUAGAUUCGUAAAUUCAAUUCUAAAAGAGAUACACAAAAACGACAGACUUCGUCGGCGCUUCAAACUCCAUGGACAUCUUAGUUUCGAGGACAAUAACAAUGCCGCUGACAUGACCUCUCCACUCGAAACGUCAAUGCAACAGCUUCGAAUAGCAGAUUCGGUACAACACGUACCUUCUACCCGAGGCAGAGCACGAAGUGCACAGCGGCCGAUCCAUCGGAGACGACGCAACCGUCGUGCUGACCAGUUCUGCGUCCAUGUAAUAUCAGACGAUCAACGAGUUCCCGUGUAUGCUGUCGAACACAAAGCUCCACAUAAGCUGUCGCUGGCUGAAAUACUCGCCGGCCUCCACGAGAUGGACUUGGAGAAAGAUGUCAUUAACACGGAUGGAGAUAGCUUCGAAUACCAUGCUACUCGGCUCGUGGCAGCAGUAAUCACCCAGCUUUUCUCAUACAUGGUAGACGUGGGAGUCCAACACGGCUAUAUCUGCACCGGGGAGGCCUUCAUUUGCCUUCGGAUCACCGAAGAUCCUUCGGUUGUGCAAUACUAUUUGCUCGUCCCCAACCGGGAUGUCACUGACGGGGAUGAGCUUCGUCUACACCGAACAGCAGUUGCUCAGAUUCUGGCCUUCACGCUCAACGCCGUGCAAGCUGAUCGUCCAUCUCAGGCGUGGUACGAUGCAGCCGAUAAUUUGGACACAUGGGAAGUCGAAUACCUGGAUAUUUUGAAACAGAUACCGGAAUCGGUCCGCAAAGAGCCGCCGUCUUUCGUAUAUAAGCCCCCGUCGUGGAAACCCAUGGAUCGGUCUCCGUAUAUGCUACGACGGCGUUGUCAGCCUGACUUCCAGCCGUCACGGAAAAGCCAAAGAACUGGCGAUAAGGAUGGGCAUGGAGACGAAGCAGGAGCUUCUUCAAGCCCGCCUUCCCCUUCUCCGCCGCCUAAUAAUGCCUCUAGAAGGGCUCGAGGCGACCGAGGGCGGGGGCGGGGGCGGGGACGACGAGGACGAGGGCUAGAAUCCCAGGAAGCUAGCGGGUGCAGGCCGAAAGGAGCCGAAAAUCCAAAGAACGCGAUUCAAGACCAGUAUUGCACGAUGAAAUGCCUGCGUGGUUUGGCUAAGAAAGGCCCUCUGGAUCCUCAAUGUCCGAACGUCAAAAGACACGGACAUCUAGUCCACAAGAUCAACGCUCGUGAUUUGACGCGUCUCCUGUCUGAUCAAUUAUCGCGCGAUCGGGAAAUUGGUUUCGAGCAGCUACAUAUCGUCGGUAGGACUGGUUUCCUCUUGAAAGCCACCUUAUUAUCCCAUGGAUACACUGUGGUUCUGAAAGCCACCAACGCUGAGCAACUUCCAAGCCUCGGGCAAGAAAUCGAAGCCUACCAUCAUCUCCGCUCUCUUCAAGGCACACAUGUUCCAGUAUGCGUGGGGGAUUUCGCUCCGCGCGUUCGGUACUGGUACCACGGCCACUUGAUGGCGCAUAUGCUUAUUUUAAGCUGGGCAGGUAUUAGAGCGAACAAGGUUAUGACUGAGCAGACUGCUCCUACUUUCCGAGAGCAGCGCAAUGAGGUCUUGGAAAAGAUUAGUGCGUGUGGUGUCAUUCAUAGCGAUCCAGAAUGGCGCAAUAUACUUUGGAACGAAGAGACUGGCGGCCUCGUGAUUAUUGACUUUGAGUCGCCUCCAAAGAAGUCUGGCAGCAGACGGGAAAUAUUUCGGGCAAGACAAAAACCAACAUCUCGGUUACCAUUAGGUGCAUUGCCGGGCAAUCUAGUAGCCCAGGAGUCCACUUUUCCCAGAAAGACAAAUCAAACCGGGCAGUAA
Molecule: messenger RNA, 2208 nt
Organism: Aspergillus luchuensis
Lineage: Eukaryota; Fungi; Ascomycota; Eurotiomycetes; Eurotiales; Aspergillaceae
Exons: 1
Coding region: 1-2208 (735 amino acids)
Source: RefSeq, a predicted model, not a curated record